Artibeus jamaicensis (Jamaican fruit-eating bat) is the source of this 1739-nucleotide messenger RNA. It is a transcript of the gene ECHDC1, whose product is annotated as ethylmalonyl-CoA decarboxylase 1. Gene Ontology annotation, cellular component: cytosol. The coding region runs from base 462 to 1385 and encodes 307 amino acids. The record is from RefSeq and is a predicted model, not a curated record. The transcript is spliced from 8 exons. NCBI's taxonomy places the organism in Eukaryota, Metazoa, Chordata, Mammalia, Chiroptera, Phyllostomidae. Gene Ontology annotation, molecular function: enoyl-CoA hydratase activity. Gene Ontology annotation, biological process: fatty acid beta-oxidation.
GACGCAGCGGAAAUGGGUCACGUGGGGCGGAGGAGGGGCGCGGAAGAGACGAAGGGGCCUGCGCCUGGCGCCCAGCUGGACUUCGGCUGUAGGGUCUGUAUUUUAAGUGACGUCUAGGAGGGAAUCCCAGCAGGUCGCUGUGUGACGGACUUUAGCGCUUCUCCGUACGAUUUCUAAAUCGUCCCCGCGCCGCCGCCCUCUGCCCUCUGCCGGGCUUGGGGACCUAGUGCCCGGCGCUGCGGCCGGACUUUGCCAGGUUGAGAAGGCCCAAAGUCGGCUUCGCUUUGGGAGAUUUGCCUGACACAAUAUACUGCGUUUCUGGUAAAAGGGAGCAUUUAUGGGAUGGCAGAGUUUCCUGUUGGCUUGCUGAUGUGCAGUCCUGGGAAGACCAGUGUGUAAAGAUCAGCGGAGCACAAGCUGCGAUCAACAUUCCAGUAUGAGAAACUAGCUUUCGAAAAAGAAUGGAGUCUAAUGAGGAAAUGGCAGGAAGUCUUUUGAAGACAUCAUCUGAGUCUCUAAGGACAAAAUUGCUACAUCAAACAGGAUUGUCACUUUAUACUACAUCUCAUGGCUUCCAUGAAGAGAAAGUAAAGAAAAUACUUCAGCAGUUUCCUGGGGGAACCAUUGACCUUCAGAAGGAAGACAAUGGCAUUGGCAUUCUUACUCUGAACAAUCCAAGUAAAAGGAAUGCCUUCUCGGGUGUUAUGAUGCUACAGCUUUUGGAAAAAGUGAUUGAAUUGGAAAAUUGGACAGAAGGGAAAGGCCUCAUUGUUCGUGGGGCAAAAAAUACUUUUUGCUCAGGGUCUGAUCUGAAUGCUGUGAAGGCACUAGGAACUCCAGAGGAUGGAGUGGCCUUAUGUAUGUUCAUGCAAAACACCUUAACAAGACUUAUGAGACUUCCACUAAUAAGUGUCGCACUAGUUCAAGGCUGGGCGUUGGGUGGAGGAGCAGAGUUUAUUACGGCAUGUGAUUUCAGAUUAAUGACUGCAGGGAGUGAGAUCAGAUUUGUUCACAAGGAGAUGGGUAUAAUACCAAGCUGGGGUGGCGCUACCCGGCUAGCUGAAAUUAUCGGCCGUAGACAAGCUCUCAAAGUGCUAAGUGGGGCCCUCAAAAUGGAUUCCAAACAGGCUUUAAACCUAGGAAUGGUUGACGAGGUCUUGCAGUCUUCAGGUGAAACUGAAAGUCUGGGAGAGGCACAAGAGUGGCUAAAGCAGUUUACCCAAGGGCCCACAGAAGUAAUUAGAGCUUUGAAAAAAGCUGUUUCUUCAGGCAAAGAGCUUUGUUUCCAAGAGGCAUUACAGACCGAAAGAGAUCUUUUAGGGACACUUUGGGGUGGACCAGCAAAUCUGGAGGCUAUUGCUAGGAAAGGAAAAUUCUGUAAGUAGAUGUUUUAAAAUAAAAGGUACUGCAAUGAUUAAUGUGUAAAAAAGUUAAAUAUGAAAUGUCAGAAUUACUUCGAAGGGUACCACUGGUAUUUGGGUUUUUAAUCAUUUCUGAGUACCUAAACUCAUUGGCAUAAUUUUUAGAAUACUCUAGUACCCCCUCCACUUGCAGAAGUUAGGUUCCAUGAUUCCCAGGGGAAACCUGAAAGUGAGGAUAGGAACAAACCCUCUGUAUACUAUUUUUUCCUUUAAUUACACACCUGUGAUAAAGCUUAAUUUACAAAUCAGGCACAGUAAGAGAUUAACAGUACUAAUAAGCAAUUAUAAUAUACUUUAAUAAAAGCUUUGUGAAUGUGA